GAAAACACACAUUACAUACACCGUUUCACACACAAACGCCGGCAACAUUUUGCUGCGAAAAAAUUUAAUUAUUUAUGUGCAAAAAGGGCACUUACUACAUUAAAGAAUAAGCUGGGACACGAGCUUAGAGCCAAGCGCUUGAAAUAAAACAGUUAUUGCAAGGAUUAGUUGGAUACAUUUUAAAGUUGAUAUAGCAACUUUUCGCAUUUUCUGUGUGCGUGCUUGCCUCUGCUCUCGCGCGCGUGUGUGUGUGUGUGUGUGUGUAUAACAUAAUAAUGGCGUCCACACAAGUCUCAAAUAAGUCGGGCAGCGGAUGGCCCCGCCGUGGCAGUCAAGGCCAGGCGGAUGCCUCGGCCAGCAAUAAUGGCACGCAAAAAUAUAAUAACAAUCAGGCUCUAACCAUAAAUCGUACAAUCAAUCUUUAUCCUUUGACCAAUUACACAUUUGGCACCAAGGAGCCGCUAUUUGAAAAGGAUCCAUCGGUGCCAUCGCGUUUUCAACGAAUGCGCGAGGAAUUCGAUCGCAUUGGGAUGCGACGAUCCGUUGAGGGUGUUUUAUUAGUCCAUGAACAUGGUUUGCCGCAUGUCCUGCUUUUGCAAUUGGGCACAACAUUCUUUAAAUUGCCUGGCGGUGAACUAAAUGCCGGCGAAGAUGAGGUCGAUGGCCUAAAGAGAUUACUUUCCGAGACGCUGGGUCGUCAGGAUGGUGUCAAGCAGGACUGGAUUGUUGAGGACACCAUUGGCAAUUGGUGGCGUCCCAAUUUCGAGCCUCCGCAAUAUCCCUACAUUCCGCCCCAUAUAACAAAACCCAAAGAGCAUAAGCGUCUCUUUCUUGUACAGCUGCAUGAAAAGGAUGAUACGGACAGGAACGCCAGUUACUACGAUGUACCCUGAGCUGUUCCGCCCCCCUCCAACAUUUUCUCUCAGUGUGUGUGUGUGUGUGUAUCACUCGUUAACCAAAAAUCCAACCUCUCCAACCAAAUAUUCUCAAGAGUGCGCGCCGCCCGCCUCCACAAGUAGCCAAACAGCAACCACAAAGCGAAAAAGAAAAAGCACAGAACAGACACAGAACCAGGCGCACAAAAACCAACCUAUCUUCCAUAGUUCCUUGUUCUUGGUCUCGCAAAUUCGAUACAUAUACAUACAUAUAUACAACAUUUUUUUUUUUUUGUUACUAUCAGAAUGAUAUAAUUCUUGAUGAUAUAUAGUUAUUGUUGUCGAUAUCAUAAAUAUCUUGUGUUUGGCUCAGCUCGCGCGUGUUGGCAUAUGUUUGUUUUUUUUUUGUUGUUCUUGUUUUCUUCUUAUUCCAUAGAAUUUAUACUAAAUUUGGGAAAAUUCUAUGUGAGCGAGAGAGAGAGAGAAAUUGUUGUUGUUUGUGUUUUUUUAAAAACAUAUAUAAUUUUGUAAAUAUGUCGACAUCUGGCGGCUCUUUAUAUAAGAAUUUCCCCCUCAAAACUAUUUCCUAAAAUUGAUUGUGAUGUUAAAGGUUUUUUUUUUUUGUUUUUUUGUAAUAUACAUAUUAGCAUACCAUUUAUCUACUAUACUAUAUAGAGGAUAAUGUACAAGUAUUUUUACAAGCAAACAAAGCAUUUUUGUAACAAUUUGUUAUUGUUAUUAUUGUUGUUGUGGAAUUGCUGGCUGGAAUAAUGUUUGCAAAUCUUGCGUGUUUAGGCAGAGAUUUGCUUGCAUACGAGCGCCCAGCCAGCAUAUAGGUUUCUAGGGAUCAACAAAACCCCCCAAAAGUCCUUCCAACGCCCCCGCCCACAACAGUAAAAAAAAAAAAUGAAUCACCACCAAUUACCCUCAAAUUAGUAGUAGUCGCUCUUACUAAGCUAAGCACUCGUCAAUUUAUCAAUUAUGUAAAAGCAACUCUGUUUAUAUACUUAUUUUCAUAAAUUACUUUU
Molecule: messenger RNA, 1903 nt
Organism: Drosophila willistoni
Lineage: Eukaryota; Metazoa; Arthropoda; Insecta; Diptera; Drosophilidae
Gene: Cpsf5
Product: cleavage and polyadenylation specificity factor subunit 5
Exons: 4
Coding region: 276-893 (205 amino acids)
Cellular component (GO): mRNA cleavage factor complex
Molecular function (GO): mRNA binding
Source: RefSeq, a predicted model, not a curated record